AGUCCUUUCGAUUAAUGCCCAUCACAGACUGUAUAUAACUCAGAUGUACUAGAAUCCUUACACACACCACAGUAUCUCAAUUGGUAGUUGUUUGUUGUGUUCCUUGCUUACAAGUUUCUUUUUUUUCAGAUUCUGUCAUUAGAGCUAUUUCUGUCAUAUAUAUUGGUGAAACUGUCUCGGUUCGUUUCGCCAAUUGUUUGUUAUAUAUAAUACUGAUAAUUUCGUGUAUUAUGUAUACAAGGUAUUCAUUCCGUGUACAUUCUUGAGAUAAGGCCAAUCCUCUUAGUGGGCUAUAACUCCUAAAUCAUACACAGUCAUUCAGUGCUUAUCUCAAUAGUUUCAUUGUUCAUCUUCUCAUAUGUGUUUACAGCCAUUUGACAGAUGACACUCGUGAGAAGUGAUUGGUUGCUUACAGUUGGCUUCCAUCUUUGUCCACUUAGUUGUUUGUGCGUCAUUUAAUAUUCGGCAGGAAUAAUUACAUGAAAUAAAUAUGGAUUUGGACCGAAUAUGUAUACUCUGAGUGCAAAACAAUGGGUUGUAUUUCCAGUAAGACGGAUAUUAAUGAUCUCCACCCAAACAUCUUCCAGGUAAUGAAUGUGGAUGAACUAGGCAAUCGGUUGAGUCCUGGACAAUUGGAGAUAACUGAAACUGACCUAGUCUUAUAUCAGAAAAAGAAAGAUCCAGUUAAAUGGCCAUUACGGUGUCUCAGACGGUAUGGAUUUGAGGCAGAACUGUUUAGUUUUGAAUCUGGUCGGCGAUGCCCAACAGGAUCUGGCAUUUAUGCUUUCCGUUGUCAGCGAGCAGAACAGUUGUUCAACUUGCUGCAGACUCACAUUCAAGUCAGAAACAAUGCUGGUGAAGAUGCUGUCUUUCAGGAAUUUCCAGUACCUUCAGCCCCAGGCCCAGCAGUAGCGCCUCGGUUAAGUAUUGGUGGUGAUGCCACCUACUUGGACCUCUCAUUGUUAAGGUCAGGUGUUCGAGUUAAUGCUCCAAAUAGCAUUCGCUUGUCAUCCCAAAAUGGAGGGUCAACAAGAUUGAGCAGUGUUGGAAGCAGUAGCAAUGGUCCCUUGAGUCCACAGGGCACUGCGUCUCCAUCUCCACCACCUGUACCCAGUCCUUCUGUUCCAGUUUUGUCUGUAACAAACAACAACAAUCCUGCUUUGUUUUAUGCCAAUGAGGAAUUUUUUUUGGCAGCAACAGCAUGUACCAGUACUACAACAGGAACAACAACAACAACAACAACAACAACAACAACAGUAGUAACACCAACAGAGCCAUCUGAAAGAAGUGUUCAACAGCAGCAGCCCGAAAAAAUGAUCCGUCUACCCGACCCCAGUAGUGAGACAAUUCCUGGUAUAGAGGCACCCACUUUUCCAACUGAUGUUGGGAACAAGACUAUGUAUCGGCAGAGUAUGGUGAGUGGUGAUGGCAUCCCAACAAGUCCAAGUGCUGAACUAACAUCUUGUGCCCAAAUGUACGCAGCACCAUCGUACAUCAAUAUAGAUCUCAGUGCAGGAGUAGAGCCAUUGUCCCCAACCUGUAGCAUUGAUGGAGAGUCAACUUAUGCCCGUCUUGAACUGACAAAUGAUGCUCAAGACUGUCAUCUUUAUAUGAAUAUCAUCCCUGGACCAGAAAAUGGUGUGCCAGCUGCUCCGGAUAAACCGUCCACAACCAUCUGGCCUAAACCGGCAAUGCCUUCUUUUGGCAUGCAGCAGCAAGAAUGGGAAUUAGAAGAACCACGCCAUUGUUAUGCCAAUAUAGAACUGAGUGAAAUUGAAGUGGCUAGAAGCCACCUUCCAAAGCGAUUGUCUGGAACAGACAGAGUGCCCCCUCUGCCACUACAUUCUUUCACAGUUCAGUCACAACAGAAUCCAAUGACCCCACCUCCAGGAAUGCUCCGGACAGUGAAUUAUAUUAUGCUAGAUCUAGACCAAAAUAAAACAGACUCAGUGGCGGGUAAUACUAACUCUUCUCAGCAGCCAGCAUCUCUCAGUUCUGCCCCACCCUCCAGUCUGUCUCUUCCACCAGAAUCUCCAGGGCGAGCUUCAGAAAGGUACGCAACAAUAGACUUCAAUAAAACUGUGGCCCUAUCUCAUUCAGUGAAUCCAAACGUAGACAACGACAGUGAGGGCUCUCGAAAGACCAGGCACAACUCAACUAUUAAUGACCUUGUUCUCCCCCCCACGAGGCUCAGCUCUUCAGAGUAAAUAUAGCAGCUCAAUAGAUUUGGUUAUUUGUGAUGAAGACUGAUUUUUUUUAUGUGGUGAAACAACAAAUUUUAAUAAAUUUUGGCAGCAGAGUAUCUUUGUUUGCAAUAUUGUAAACUUUGUUAAACUUAAUUUGCAGAAUAUACAUCGAACUCUUCAUAUUGCACUGUAGACUCUUUUUGCAUGUACCCUCAAUUAUAAAUAAUAACCAAAGCAGGGAGAAAGA
Messenger RNA from Zootermopsis nevadensis, 2433 nucleotides. NCBI's taxonomy places the organism in Eukaryota, Metazoa, Arthropoda, Insecta, Blattodea, Termopsidae. The record is from RefSeq and is a predicted model, not a curated record.